AGUAAAAUAACACAUUUGCUGGUAGAUGAUAGAAACAAUACAACCUUUGGAUGGAGAUUAGACACAUGCGCUGAUUACAUUUCCACCAAAGAUUUCCCUGUUUAACUCACCCCACCAAACUUCCUACUUAACUCCCUUCCCCCGUCUAAUCACCCAUUCUUUACCCCAUCGUCUCGUCGUCUCCACCCCCCCAAACCCUAGACGCAACCCGCCGCCCGGCGCCCGCGGCCAUGGAUCUCCUCCGCUCCCACCUCCACAAGGUCCGCAUCCCGGAGCCCACCAACCGCAUCCACAAGGACGAGUGCUGCGUCUCCUUCGACACCCCGAGGUCGGAGGGCGGCUUGUACGUGGACAUGAGCUCGUUCCUGGGGUUCGGGAGGGAGCACGUGGCGUGGAACUACGAGAAGACGGGGAACCCCGUAUACCUCCACAUUGUGCAGCGCCGGAAGCCGGAGUCCGACGAGGCCGAUCGCCCGCUGAAGAAGCCCACCCUCCUCGCCAUAGGUGUGGAAGGAGGCUUUACUGAUCAAGAACCUGAAUAUGAUGAGACUUUUGAAAUCGUCAUCUUACCUGAAUUUAUCUCUCUUCCAUUCCCAUCGGUUGAAUUGCCAGAGAAGGUUAGGCUUGCAGUUGAUAAAGUUAUACUUGCUGAAAGUGCUGAUAGGAAACAGCAACUGGCUGCUUGGGUUGCUGACAAGAAAAAAAUUAGUGCAUAUGCUAUGGAUCUGCAGCAAUUAGACAACGGUGUUAUUGUGCCUCCUACUGGAUGGAAGUGUAGCAAAUGUGAUAAAACUGAGAAUCUCUGGUUGAAUUUAACUGAUGGUAUGGUCCUCUGCGGGAGGAAGCUUUGGGAUGGAAGCGGUGGGAAUAAUCAUGCCAUUGAACACUACAAAGAGACUAAAUACCCUCUCGCGGUAAAGCUUGGAACAAUUACUUCUGAUUUGGAAGCAGCAGACGUUUUCUCGUACCCGGAAGAUGAUAGUGUUGAAGAUCCACUAUUAGCUCAGCACUUAUCGCAUUUUGGUAUUGAUUUUUCUUCACUUCAAAAGACUGAGAUGACUACUGCCGAGAGAGAACUUGAUUGCAACACAAAUUAUGACUGGAAUAGAAUACAAGAAAGUGGAAAAGAUGCUGAACUUCUAUUUGGACCUGGCUAUACUGGCCUUGUAAACCUAGGGAACAGUUGCUAUAUGGCUUCAAUAAUGCAAGUCAUGUUCUCAACUCAUCCUUUCAUAUCAAGAUACUUCGAGAAGCAGAGUUUGAAAGCUGCAUUUGCAACUUCACCCGCUGAUCCAACAUUGGACCUAAACAUGCAAAUGACAAAAUUAGGACAUGGUUUGCUCUCCGGUAAAUAUUCUGCACCAGCUAAGGAGGGGCAGGAAGGUAUACGUCCUCGCAUGUUCAAGACAGUUAUUGCUGCGAACCAUUCUGAAUUUUCUAGUAUGAGGCAACAGGAUGCCCUUGAAUUCUUCCUUCAUCUUAUUGACCGAGUUGAUCAUGCGAACCCUGGAAACUAUGAGUCAAAUCCUUGUACAGGAUUCAAGUUCAUUGUUGAGGAGCGGGUUCAAUGCCCUUCCGGGAAAGUUUCUUACAACACACGUUCUGACAACAUUCUUUCUUUGAGCAUACCAUUGCAUGAAGCGACGAAUAAAGAGCAGCUAGAAGCGUUUAGUGAGAAAAAGGCUGCAAUGGACUUGGAUGGGAAAGAAGUGUGUAACGAGGAAAUUGUGAGGCCUAGAGUUCCAUUGGAGGCAUGCUUAGCAAGUUUUUCAGGCCCUGAGGAAAUUCCUGAUUUUUACAGCACUGCACUAAAUUCGAAAACGACUGCAACUAAGACUGCUGGCUUUAAAACCUUUCCUGAUUACCUGGUGCUGCACAUGCGUAAGUUUGUAAUGGAAGCAGGAUGGGUGCCAAAAAAACUCGAUGUCUAUAUAGAUGUGCCAGAUACAAUUGAUAUCUCGCACAUGCGCAGCAAAGGUGUGCAGCCUGGGGAAGAGCUGCUACCUGAAGGAGCUUCUGGUGACAACAGUGCUGAAACUGCUCAUCCUGCUGCCAGUGAGGAUAUUGUAUCCCAGCUUGCAAGCAUGGGGUUCAAUUACCUUCAUUGUCAGAAAGCUGCUAUUAACACAUCAAACACAGGAGUUGAGGAGGCAAUGAAUUGGCUUCUCUCACACAUGGAUGAUCCAGAUAUAGAUGACCCAAUAUCAAAAGAUCCACGAGCUUCUGAACAAUCUGUUGAUGAAGCAAGUGUUCAAACUCUCGUUUCCUUUGGAUUUCAGGAAGAUGUUGCCAUAAAGGCCCUGAAAGCUUCUGGUGGUAAUAUUGAGAAAGCUACCGACUGGAUUUUCAAUCACCCUGAAGCAUCAAGCUCAGUAUCUGUCGAUUCAUCAACUAGCAAUGUAAAAGCUGAUGACACGGACAUACCAGAUGGAAAUGGCAGAUACAAGCUGAUGGCAUUUGUGAGCCAUAUGGGCACCUCUACCUACUGCGGGCACUAUGUCGCCCAUGUCCUCAAAGACGGGAGAUGGGCAAUCUUCAACGACAGUAAGGUUGCUGCAUCUGUUGACCUGCCCAAGGAUAUGGGCUACCUCUAUUUCUUUCAGAGGAUAAGCGGCUAGACACAUCACAGGCAAAAUACCAUCUCGACUGAAGUCAUAGUUCAUGCACUCGCAUCAUCGAAAGAAUGGCGGACUGUAGAAUGCUGUCAUGCUGAUUUUAAAGCGACUGUUUCAUCUCAUUCUGCCAUGCUGAUUACAGAUUGAUCAGCUGGGAUAUUGCGUUGUUCCUUGAGACGUUAUAGAGUGGCACCUCCAAGUACAUCUGUGUUGUUUACUAUGUGAAUGUUACUCCUUUUGCAUUGGUGGUUUUCUUUGACUCGCGCCAUAGUUUUUUUCUUUUCUUUCUGAUAGAUUGGAAAUUAACUAAAUGCGAACGUUAUUGUGUGUUUAUUUUCAGGCGGUACUAAACUAUUUAAUUGUAGCAAGAGCACUGGUAUAACGUGUAAGCAUUUGUCGCUUCCUCUGCA
Phragmites australis (common reed) is the source of this 3025-nucleotide messenger RNA. Its product is annotated as ubiquitin carboxyl-terminal hydrolase 14-like. Bases 231 to 2618 code for a protein of 795 amino acids. The record is from RefSeq and is a predicted model, not a curated record. Lineage: Eukaryota; Viridiplantae; Streptophyta; Magnoliopsida; Poales; Poaceae. Gene Ontology annotation, biological process: protein deubiquitination. The transcript has 19 exons. Gene Ontology annotation, molecular function: protein binding; zinc ion binding; cysteine-type deubiquitinase activity.